Messenger RNA from Orbilia oligospora ATCC 24927, 915 nucleotides. RefSeq lists its product as uncharacterized. Bases 1 to 915 code for a protein of 304 amino acids. The record is from RefSeq and is a predicted model, not a curated record. Lineage: Eukaryota; Fungi; Ascomycota; Orbiliomycetes; Orbiliales; Orbiliaceae. The transcript has a single exon.
AUGUGCGCAGAAAAUCCUCCCCAGCUCCCUUUAAAGGAGCUAGAGGCAGACACCAUUCUAGAAAGUAACAACCCCCCAACUGAAGGUGCCCCAAACUCCCCAAACUCACCAGUCGAAAAGCCUGGCGAUGAUGAGCCAAGCCCAAAAGUUCUCGACUCAAACCUUUCAGACUCGCCACCAGAUCCUAUCCCUCAACCAUCCGAGGAAAUCCUCCAUCUAGGUGCCCUCGAAGAACUCAUCAGUCUCACCUACUCCGGACUCAGAACCCGAACAAAUUCGAUUAUGAAAUCAGAUACAGAAAGACUAACCGGUCGACAAUCAAUAAUCUCAAUGAACCGUAGCAGCACCCGACUUGAAUACAAAUGUCAAUAUCUCGAGGAUCGCCACGACAUGUUUCUAGCACAUUGCCCGUUCAUCCACCGUGCGAUGGAUAAACUAAAGCUAAAUCCCUCGUUCCGACCUUUCUUCCUCUGCAAAAGAGAAAAAUCUUACACAAAAUUUACGCUACUUAUACUCGGCAAAGUUUCAAAAUCAGUCAAAGAAACUCGAGCAAAGUUUAAGAGACUUGAAACCGGUGACCUUGCAUCGAUUACGAUCAGAGGCACCCGCCAAGUUAUUACAGAAGAUAGUUUACCAACUUUUUGGACGUUUCUAUUGAGAAUCGAGUUCAAGCUGGAAAUCAGCUGGACAGUAUAUUAUCGCAGGAUGAAGUACCUAACUAAAGAGAAGCUUGGAAUAACGAGGCUAUUAUCUGCUUGUCGACGAUUGAAAGCCAUUCAGAGGGAUAGGAUAUGGGUAGCUGAAGAAAACCUGUGUAUAUGCUGUGAUCAGGAGUGGGAGCCCGAGAUUUGGGCGCAGCUUGGCCUUCCGGCAAUCAGUCUUCCAGCUGGCUCCCAAGGAUUUACACCUCUCUAA